UCUCCAAUCCCGAAAUCGAGGCAGGCAGAGAAACCUGGCAGCGGCGCAAGGCCAGCCAACCAGCACAAAAAUGGUGGCGCCGUACAUCGAAUUUUGAACAGCAGAAUGCCACAUUUUCGUUGAAAUAUCGUUAUUAUUUCACCGAGAAUAUUAUGGAUCUGAAACAGUCGAUAUCAACCGCGAUGCAGGCGAUAAUAAACAAAUCAAAGGUGACACUUAAGGGAGAAUAUCAGCUCGUAGUUCCCGAUCUUUCGGAAUUGUCCGAAGAAGAGGCGCAUUUUUACAAUCUAAUGUUCGGCGAUGACGUCGCCUCUGUACGUCAUCGAAAGCUUCACUGUACAGCGUGCGACAUUCACAUUGGAUCUGCACCCGCAAGUGCUUGUAACAUGUACGCACAUCCUGUGCUCCGUACUCUACUCUGCGCCGCCUGCCGUGACUUUUAUGGAGAUGGAAAGUUUGAACAAGGGGAAGAUGCAACGGAUAUGUUCUGUCGAUGGUGUGCCAAUGGCGGCAAUCUGUACUGCUGCUCGUACUGCAGCAACACAAUCUGCAAUAAGUGUAUCAAGCGAAACUUUGAUCCACUUAUGCGAAUCAAGAUAGAGGGAGAAGAAAAGUGGAAAUGCUUUGUUUGCGACCCGACGGAUGUUUACACCCUGAGGGCUGUAUGCUGGGCUUUAUUACACCACAUUCAAACCGUAACGAGAAUACUGCGAAAUGACAAAGUAAUGAGCGAGGAUGAAUUGAUGGAGAAGAUGUUGUUGGAUGAGGCAAAAUGCUGCAUGCGCAAACGCAAAGGUAAACGUCGCAGAAUGACAAGCGAUUUGGAAGAGGAUGACGAAACGUUCUAUCCUGAACUGGAGGAAAUAUCUUUGUCGCUCAGACGGAGAAUGCACAGAAAGUCGCCUCGCUUUUCGUCGAUUACAAACGGCAAGCAAGUCAGGCAGACGAUCAAUACUCAAAGUCCGGUAAAAAAUCCAAGUGAAACUGUCGAUUUUGACGAUGAUGACGUACCGCUACCCAUGAUACCCUGCGUUCAAUCCAUGGUUGAAGGCGACAGCAGCAGUGAAACGCUCAUCGAUACCCUGAAUCCAGAUCCCACUAUACCAGAGCUACCAUCGACUGGUCACUGUCCCGCACCGCCACUUCAAAUUAAUCCUAUACCGACGGCCAAUUUGCUCAAGCCAACGUUACCCCCGCUUUCGCCCAUAAGAAAUAGCUACGUCAAUCGUAAACGUCCGAGAACCUUACAGCCAAUUUUACCCGAACCUAACUCUAGAAUUAAAAUGCUUAUGGUUGGAAACUCAAUCACGUCAUGCCCGCCUACAAGUGUUCAUACCAUUGAAUACAGUUCGCUGCCGCUCAGAGCUCCGCCUAUUCAGCCACAAGUUCCUAUGGUCACGAUACCGACGACAUCGAAGAAUUAUAAACCGCCAAUGCCACGUAUUUUAGGAAAAAAAUCAGACUCCAUCACGUCUAGACUUUCGAAUAAUGAGAACGAUGGGGACAACAAAGCUGAAACAGUUAUUGAAAUCGACAGCGAUUCAGAUGACUCUACAAUCGGGCAAGGAAAUGGUAACGACAUUCCGACAAGACAAAAUCGUGAACUUCUCAAAGACAAGCUUAUUCGGAAGAUUAACAACAAAGUUGAAGCAGAGAUGGAUCUUUGUACCGAACAAGUGAAAGCUUUAUUCAAAAUGAUUAGUUGGGAAUUGAAGAAAGUACCGUUGUCAGGUCUAUCGGAAUCUAAUAAGCUGAGGGCUAUGCGUAUUAAAACGAGACGAUUUCAUCACGCAAUUUCCAAAGCUAUUACCGUACUAUCCAAUAUAAAUGAUCAGGUCAUAAACAAGUAUGAUAAUUGGAGAAAAACAACGCUCGAGCAAACUAAACAGCCCAGCUGCGAAAACGUUAAGGGAAAAGAAAAUGAAGCUAAAAAACAUGUCACAAUACCACUGGAUAUGAUCUGUACAAAUUCGGAAUCAGAAUCAGAUGACGUCGAUGAAUAUGAGUCUGAUGAUAUGCAUAUACCGGAGAAAAUAAAGUGUAUUAAAUCAUUCCAAGAAAGAGACACAAUUGAUGUGGCGAUUGGUGAUCCGGUUAAAACGGCGGACAAAUCUGUUCAAGCGUUUGACAUCGUUGAAAGAGAUUAUGAGAAAUGCAUAGGACAUUCUGUGCUUACCAAAGUCGAGUAUGAUCCGGUGGAUGGGUCUGAAAUAUUAAAGCCAGUCGUUGUACCCGCCGAGUAUGACGGUAAAUUUGAGGAACAAUUUAUAUUCUAUUUGCAGCAUAGGGAAGAUAACGAGAUUUUAACGGAGGACGAUAAAGGUUUACCGGACCCGAACGAAACGCCAUUAAAAGAUUUAAUAGAAGCCAAUUCACCGUUCGUUCUAGAAAUGCUAGAGAGCAUAGAUUCUCCGUUACAAAAUGGCGUGAAUAACGGCGAAAGUAAAACCGGUGCCUCUGAGACGAGCGAUGAAUCCGGAAAAGAAAACAAAGAACAGGGCAAGUCAACUCAUUUGAUCAAAGAAUUGGCAAAGCUUGUUACAGAAUUGUCUGAGGAUUUAAAAACUAGUAGAAAUAAUGAUACUUUAGCCAAGAAACAUUCGGAGCAUGGUAAAAAGGACAGGCGAAAACAGAGUUUUAGUCGGAUCGAUAAUGAGAAAGAAAUAGAUAUUGCUGUACAGGCUCUAAUCGAAGAAGACGAACGAAGUGGGAGUAGCAGUAAUGACGACGAGGUUGUUUCGCGCCACGUAAGACAACUUAAAACAUCGACUAUUGUUGCCAGUGAAGACGAGUGUACCAUCAUUGACUAGAAAUUUUUUGUUUUCUCAAUCAUUGUCACAGAUUAACGCAGAGAGC
Molecule: messenger RNA, 2856 nt
Organism: Diprion similis
Lineage: Eukaryota; Metazoa; Arthropoda; Insecta; Hymenoptera; Diprionidae
Exons: 5
Coding region: 153-2810 (885 amino acids)
Source: RefSeq, a predicted model, not a curated record